AUGGAGCCUAUGGAUUACACCAUGGACGACGCCGUGAACCACGGGGCUCGUGCGAACAAUGCUGCUAGUCGAUACCAGUGUCAGCAGUCUUCUCCAGCGGCUCAAAACGGCGUUUCAAAUCAGAGCCGCGAUGGUUCUCAUUUCGACCCUGUGCACGACGCAUCGAACUAUUACUAUGGGUUUCCCGGAAAUGCACCAGGUCGCUUCCCGCAUACAACCUCAUUUAUACACCAGAUGCAGCAUUGGGACGCUAGUCCUUCUAUACCCCGUGCAAGUUGGCGGACAUAUGGCGACAUGUCGAGACCCACCCCGUCGCAAGUAGGCCUGGGGAGGACUUAUGGGGAAAUGUCGUGGGGACCUCGGGCGUUUGGUCGUGCAGAAGACGUGUAUGGUCCAUUUUCCAAUCAGCUGAAUGGUCACAAUAUGCCUUCAGAGAACAGUAUGGUGCCCGGAGGACAUCUUGUAGGAGGUAUUGCUAGCCAACCACCAGCACUACGCCCCAGUCCAUUCGCUUUAAAUUUCGAACAACAAAUACCGGAUCUGCCCAGUCCAGCUGAUUCUUCUCAUCAUCGAGUAUCUUCCCUUGGAAGCGGCCGUACAAAUACACAUAGACACCAAACCCCGUCACAAUCCUUUCCAGAACCACCACCAUACCUUAGAUAUCAACGAGCGCCCAGAGCACCCCUUUCUCGACCUACCUUUAGCGAAAGCGCAGUCGCUGACAGGCGAUCCUGGGCCGAUUCUGAUGAAGAAUCCAUCUCUGACUUGGAAAAUGAAGCCGUUCGCCGCGAAAUGGCAUCAUAUCGUGAGAGCGACGACGAACAUGCUUUGAUCAUGCAAGGUGCCAUGGCAGCUGGUAGGAGAAUGAUGGCCAAGGAGGCUUUUAAUUCAUUGGAAAAGAUAAAGGUAGAAGACUUGCCAAUGCAAAGCAGGGACUGUACGAUAUGUUACAACGAUUUCGGGGUGGAGAAUCCGGAUGGGGUCGUCGAACAGCCAGUUCGUUGGCCGAAGUGUAAGCAUUUGUUUGGCGAUAAAUGCAUCAGGAGGUGGUUCGACGAAGGAAAGGACACCUGCCCAUAUUGCCGAGAGAAAAUCCCCUCGGAAUUGGCCGCUAAAAGACUGGGCAUGGAAUCACAGAUGCGGAUGCUCCAACGAAGGCGAAUGAUGCAGGCAACGUCCGUUGCACAACAAGUGAGGCACGGUGUCCCGCCAACUGUUGGCUUCUUCCCAGACGAUCCUACCAGUGGAAGAACGCCAUCCACACCCUUCUCACGGCCACAGGACGAAUACGAAGCCAUUGUGAGCCACACUGCUGAGAAUUGGAGUUACUCCUCACCAAAUCGUUAUUCGUCUGGAGAAUCCCCAGAACGCAGACGCCAGGGUCGUGGGAGGAUCGGCAUGGGACGUUCUGGGCAUCCCAUUGGCCGACCUGUCUCCAUUGGUUCUGCCAGGUCCGUCAGCCAGCCCUUCAGCUUUCAUCACAACGCGCCGCAACGAGGACUUGGUCUACCAGUACCAUUGUUGCAUACCCCUGCAUCGGCUCGAAGGUCGAUUACUCCCGCUCAAGCCAGACAAACUCCUCCCCAGCCACAAACUCCUCAAAGUCGACCAUAUUCCAGUGGGCCUGGAUCCACAGCAGCAUCUCCAGAAGAGGCCUCGCCACCUGUUGCAGUUGGAUCUGGUUUGCCAGCACAACAUAGAUUCAGCGUAGAUAACGCAUCAAACUCUCUGAGAGAUUCUCGAGCACCGACCGUAACAAGUGGGCAAGAACCACAUCAACGCCCCUCGCAUGAGAAUAUUGCUUUCGAUCAGCGAGUAAAUGCUUUGCAGCGACCAUCGGCCCCCUAUCCAGACUCUGGCCGCUCAUCGGACUCGGUACAGACCUCGUGA
Messenger RNA from Cadophora gregata, 1890 nucleotides. RefSeq lists its product as uncharacterized. Lineage: Eukaryota; Fungi; Ascomycota; Leotiomycetes; Helotiales; Ploettnerulaceae. The transcript is spliced from 4 exons. The record is from RefSeq and is a predicted model, not a curated record. The coding region runs from base 1 to 1890 and encodes 629 amino acids.